ACUGCAAAUCAUCAAAUUAAUGAUCCAGGUCUUAAUUUUAAUUUCGGCGUUAUUUCUGACAAGUUAUUUUUUAUGUUGCAGUACUUUUAUAAGAUGUAUUCUUCUACAAGUGAACCUGAAGAGUCUUUGGAACAGCCAACUGAUUCUUAUGCUUCAAGUGUUAGUAAUGUCGAUUCAUUACAUGGUAAAUUAUCCCGGAUAAUACAAGGUUUUGGUGAGAUGGAUACAGAUGAAUUUGUCGCAUCUUUCAGUAAUGAUACAUCACGAAAUUUAUCUCAAUCCAUUCAGAGUUAUGACACGGAAAAGUCGACUGAAUAUGUAACAAUAGAAUCAGAUAGGCAACAAGAUUCGAUUAAUAUUAAUGAUGACGCAUUGCAAGAAGAUCUAUCAAAAUCCGAUCAGACUUUUACAGAAGAGUCAACUGAACUUGCAACGAUAGGAUCAAAUGAGCAUCGGGAUCCGGAUAAUAUCAUAUCGCAGGAACAUUCAUCUCAACCCGUUCAGAAUAUUGUAACGAGAAGAUCAGCCGAAUAUGCAACAAUAGGAUCAGAUGGACAACCGGAUUCAAAUAAUGAGUCAAGUAAUAACACGUCACCCAGAAGAAAAAAAUCAAGAAAAAAAUCCUUCAAAAGCUUCUUAAACCUUUUUUAUCGAAAGAGUUUGGUGACGUUAAUUGGUGAAACGAUAGACGUUAUCAGUAAAAUGACAAACGAAGUAACAUUUGGGGAUGAACAAAAGAAUGCUUUGAUAAACCAUUUUAAUUUUAAUAACAUUAAUUCGAAAAAAAUUUAUACCACAGUUUUAAAUAAUCAAAACAACAUGAACAAUGUUUUUUUAUUGGGAUAUUUUAACUGUUUAGGAAUCGAAACAGACGAAGAUCAUGAUAAAGCAUUUAACUUAUUUUCUGAUGCUUCGGAACAAGGUCACAUAUUAGCAGGACAUUAUGUUGGAAUAUGUCAUCUUCACGGAAUUGGAACGGUUAAAAACGAAAUGUUAGCUUUCAAAUCUUUUGAAAAGGUAGCUAAUGAAGAUUUUAUAGCAGGACAACUGGAAGUUGGUUAUUGUUACGCAAAAGGAAUUGGUGUCCAAGAAGAUUCGAAAAUGGCAGCUGAAUGGUAUGAAAAAGCUAGUAAGAAUAUCAAUGGUCGUUCUUAUGAAAGGUGGAGGGGUGCCAACUUAUCCUCUCCUUAA
Messenger RNA from Funneliformis caledonium, 1191 nucleotides. The record is from the annotation of a GenBank genome assembly. NCBI's taxonomy places the organism in Eukaryota, Fungi, Glomeromycota, Glomeromycetes, Glomerales, Glomeraceae.